AUGGAGAAAGCGGCCGAGUUGCAGGCAGAGGGAGUGAAAGGUGUCGCCGAUGAUCACAGUGGUGCGGAGAAGGCGCACGUCGAGAAAGUCAGCCUCCAGAACAAUCUUACUGCACGAAUCCAAAACCCAUUGGCCGAAUUAACGAAAGAUGAACUCCUCCGUGACGUCGAAGAAUUUGCGCGUGAAAAUCAGCUGGAAUCUAUUCUUCCAGAGCUUCGGAAGGGAGCUCUGGUCGCUCGUGACCCGGCGGACUUUGAGGCGGUCCCCGAUUUGACCGAAGUUGAACUUGGGGCUAUUCGCGACGAGGUUCUUCAUAGAUGGCGUCAACCGGCUGCUCUAUAUUUUACAAUCAUUCUAUGUUCCGUUGGUGCAGCUGUGCAGGGGUGGGAUCAAACCGGAUCCAACGGUGCCAACUUAUCAUUCCCGGAUGCAUUCGGUAUCCCUGAAACAGAUUCACCCAAUGCUAGUCGGAACGAGUGGCUGGUCGGUGUCAUCAAUGCGGGCCCAUACCUUUCCAGUGCGUUCUUCAGUUGUUGGUUGUCGGACCCCUGCAACCGAUACCUCGGCCGUCGCGGCACGAUCUUCAUGGCCGCAGUCUUCUGUUUCCUCUCCCCAAUCGGUUCUGCGGUAACACAAAACUGGCCUCAGCUUUUCGUGACACGUCUUCUCCUCGGAAUUGGCAUGGGCUUGAAGGCCUCAACAAUCCCCAUUUUUUGCGCUGAAAAUGUGCCGGCUAAUAUCCGUGGUGGGUUGGUAAUGUGCUGGCAACUAUGGACUGCAUUUGGAAUCUUCCUCGGAUACAGCGCGAACCUGGCGGUCAUGAAGGUUGGAUCGAUUGCCUGGCGUCUGCAGUUUGGAUCAGCAUUCAUCCCCGCUGUGCCCCUUCUUGUCGGUGUUUACUUCUGCCCGGAGUCUCCUCGAUGGUAUAUUAAGAGGGGCUCGGCCGGGAAAGCCUAUCAAUCACUCUUACGCUUACGAAACACGCCCCUCCAAGCAGCAAGAGAUUUAUACUACAUUACAGCACAGAUCAAGAUCGAACAAGAGAUUAUUGGUCCCAGUAACUAUCUCACUCGAUUCGGCGAGCUCUUCACAAUUCCUCGCGUUCGCCGAGCGACACUAGCUUCUUUCACUGUCAUGAUUGCCCAGCAGAUGUGCGGUAUCAAUAUUGUCUCUUUCUAUUCUUCAACAAUCUUUUCCAAUGCCGGCGCCACCAACCAAGAAGCCCUGUUCGCAGCAUGGGGCACGGGACUGGUGAACUUUCUCUUUGCCUUCCCUGCUGUGUGGACUAUCGAUACAUGGGGUCGUAGAUCCCUGCUUUUGUUCACAUUUCCCCAAAUGGCCUGGACCCUGCUAGCAGCGGGAUUUUGCUUCAAGAUUCCCGAAAGUUCCAAUGCCCAUCUAGGCCUCAUCGCAUUUUUCAUCUACUUGUUUGAGGCCUUCUAUUCCCCUGGCGAAGGACCCGUCCCUUUCACAUAUUCAGCUGAGGUGUUCCCUCUCUCCCACCGUGAGGUUGGAAUGGCCUGGGCUGUUUCCAUUUGCUUGGGCUUCGCUGCCGUUCUAUCAAUUACCUUCCCCCGUAUGCUUCACGUAAUGGGUGCUACAGGAGCCUUUGGUUUCUAUGCGGGACUGAACGUCACCGCACUGGUCAUGAUAUUCUUAUGGGUUCCCGAGACGAAGCAACGGACCUUAGAGGAACUGGAUUAUAUCUUCGCUGUGCCUACUCGAGUGCACAUGCGCUACCAAGUCUUCAAAGUUCUUCCAUGGUGGUUCAGGAAGUAUAUCUUCCGUCAGAACGUGACGCUGGAGCCUCUAUACCACUUUGAUCAUAUUACUACAGAUGAAACAGCUGCAGAUGUUCGGAAGCGGAGUGUAGUUUCUGCUAACUUGAAGUCUGAGACUGGAUAA
This is a messenger RNA of Penicillium verhagenii, 1905 nucleotides long. RefSeq names its product sugar porter family MFS transporter. Bases 1 to 1905 code for a protein of 634 amino acids. Gene Ontology annotation, biological process: transmembrane transport. The record is from RefSeq and is a predicted model, not a curated record. Gene Ontology annotation, cellular component: membrane. Gene Ontology annotation, molecular function: myo-inositol:proton symporter activity. Lineage: Eukaryota; Fungi; Ascomycota; Eurotiomycetes; Eurotiales; Aspergillaceae. The transcript has 6 exons.